AUGGAGCUUCCGCAAAAACCACUUCCGUUCCUACCAGAGGAGGGCAAUAUCAGUCCUUCGGACCACCCGAAGGUAGCUGAGACCAGCUUCGACGGGAUGUGUUCUGUAGAUCCAAUCGCUCUUGGGUUUAAUCAAAAAACUACACGUCGGCUCCGCCGAAAGAUUGACUAUUGCCUGAUUCCGUUCCUGGCCCUCCUAUAUCUGCUGAGUUUCCUUGAUCGCUCUAACAUUGGUAAUGCCCGCUUGGCUGGUCUUGAAAAGGACCUCAAGAUGGAGGGUCUCCAAUACAAUAAUGCUCUGGCCAUAUUCUUCCCGUUCUACGUUCUCGCAGAAAUUCCAUCUAACUUGAUGAUGAAACGUCUCCGACCGAGCAUUUGGAUUCCGACCAUUAUGGUAGCCUGGGGAACCAUGUGCUGCCUUAUGGGCGUGGUCAGGAGUUACCGUGGACUGCUAGCUAUUCGUGCCGCUCUCGGUGUCGCUGAGGGUGGACUAUUCCCAGGCAUCACCUUCUAUAUCACCAUGUGGUACCAGCGCCACGAAUGUGGUCUCCGUAUGGCCAUCUUCUUCUCUGCUGCCACUGCUGCAGGCGCCUUCGGAGGGUUGCUCGCCCGUGCUAUUGUCGAACUGAAUGGCCACCAUGAUCUUAGUGGUUGGUCUUGGAUCUUCAUCAUCGAAGGAGCUAUUACUGUGCUAAUUGCAAUCGUCGCAUACUUUGUCAUGCACGACUACCCUGAUACGGCUAAGUUUCUCACUCCAGUUGAGCGUCACGAAGUGAAGCGCCGUUUGGAAGUCGAUAAUCGAUACCUCGAUGACAAGUACCAGUUUAAGUACUUCACUGACGCCGUAUGCGACUGGAAAAUAUGGGUCCACAUGUUCAUCACCAUCGGAAUAUUCUCCCCGCUCUACUCAUUCUCACUGUUCAUGCCAACCAUCAUCAAAGGUCUUGGUUACAAAGACAACGCUGCGCAGCUGAUGACCGUACCUCCAUAUGUUGUGGCCUGCUUAUUCUGCAUCGCUGGAGGUUGGGCUGCGGAUAAGCAUUGUCAGAGGGGUAUCUACAUGAUCGGAUUCAACCUAUUGGCCAUCAUUGGUUUCAUCCUUCAAAUCGCCUCGUCAUCGCACAAUGUCAAAUACCUCGGUACUUUCUUCGCCGCCGCCGGCAUUUACCCCAACGUUCCACAAUGCGUUGCUUGGAAUGGUAAUAAUAUCGGCGGAUCUACCAAACGCGCUGUCGGCAUCGCUAUGCAAGUUGGCUUUGGCAACCUUGGUGGCGUGCUCUCUGGAUUUACAUACACUGUCUAUGAUGCUCCAAAAUAUGAACGUGGACACGGCACAGUCAUCGGUCUCCUCGCUAUGUCCACAAUUCUGUCAGUUUUCAUGAGACAUUGGCUCCGCCGCGAGAAUCGAAAACGCGAUCAUGAGGAUGCCAGGGUCAACCAUGGAAGUUGCUGGCCAGUGGCGGACAUGUUUGCGCAGCGUGAAUUAGGGGAUUCUGCUGGCUUUUUCCGGUAUACUAUCUAG
This is a messenger RNA of Lindgomyces ingoldianus, 1521 nucleotides long. Its product is annotated as high-affinity nicotinic acid transporter. Lineage: Eukaryota; Fungi; Ascomycota; Dothideomycetes; Pleosporales; Lindgomycetaceae. The record is from RefSeq and is a predicted model, not a curated record. The transcript is spliced from 6 exons. Gene Ontology annotation, cellular component: membrane. Bases 1 to 1521 code for a protein of 506 amino acids. Gene Ontology annotation, biological process: transmembrane transport. Gene Ontology annotation, molecular function: transmembrane transporter activity.